AUGAAGCUAGUACCAUACUUACAACUAUAUGAAUCAGCACUGGGCCAAACCCUUAGGUUUUUGGUAUCAGUUCAAGUAUUUAUUGCCCUUUAUUGCCUAUCACGUCACUUAAAAAGAGCCACCAAUAGGCAAGCCUUUACAGAGGACAAAAGUUUGCCUUGGACCUGCUUAUCCCUUUUCUUUAUUUCUUUAUAUCUAUUUUUUAAAAUGCAGCAGCACCAACUUUUAGAGAAAUUUUAUUAUGGGUACUCAAAGAGUUUGACAGCAAACUCAACUGUAGGUAUUUCAACCUGUUCUGCAAAUGCUACCAUUUGCAAUGGCACAUCUUGUGUGCUACCUGAGAAUAAUUUUAACAAGAUUUUGAAUGUAAUUUUAAGUACUGUCUUAACAGUCAUGUUGGCAUUGGUGAUGUUCUCCAUGGGCUGCAAUGUGGAGAUAAAAAAAUUUUGGGGGCACAUAAAAAGACCAUGGGGUAUUUUUGUGGGCUUCCUCUGUCAGUUUGGAAUUAUGCCUCUCACAGGCUUUGUGCUGUCUAUUGCCUUCAAUGUGAAACCUAUUCAAGCUGUUGUAGUGCUCAUCAUGGGAUGCUGUCCAGGUGGAACUUCUUCCAACAUCCUAGCAUACUGGGUAGAUGGUGACAUGGAUCUAAGCAUCAGCAUGACAACAUGUUCUACCUUACUGGCAAUGGGGAUGAUGCCACUUUGUCUCUUUGUGUAUACCAAAAUGUGGACAGACUCUGGCUCAAUUGUACUCCCCUAUGAUAGUAUAGGAAUUUCACUGGUGGCCCUUGUCCUUCCUGUUUCGCUUGGAAUAUAUGUUAACCAUAGAUGGCCCAAACAAGCAAAAAUUAUACUUAAGGUUGGUUCCAUUGUUGGAGCAAUUCUCAUAAUACUCAUAGCUGUGGUUGGAGGAAUACUGUAUCAGGGUUCCUGGACGAUUUCCCCUGAACUGUGGAUCAUUGGGACCAUAUUUCCAGCUGCUGGUUACUCUUUAGGCUUUUUCCUGGCUCGCAUUUCUGGUCAAUCUUGGAACAGAUGUCGUACAGUAGCUUUGGAAACGGGCAUGCAGAACACUCAGCUGUGUACAACGAUUGUGCAGCUCUCCUUCACCCCUCAACAGCUUGCACAGAUGUUUACUUUUCCACUUAUCUACAGUAUUUUCCAGAUGCUAUUUGCACUGAUAUUUUUAGGAGCCUACCAAGCACACAAAAGAUGUCAAGGCACAACAAAAACAGACUUCACUGAAGAAGAAGAUGAAACAGAAACAAAAUCUGAGUCAUUAUAUGCCAACAUGAAUGGUGGAUUUACAUCAAAUGAAAAACAGAUAGAUAAUCAUGUUUCUGUGGACACCAAAGAAAAUGUAUAAAAUAUAUGGUU
Molecule: messenger RNA, 1376 nt
Organism: Alligator sinensis (Chinese alligator)
Lineage: Eukaryota; Metazoa; Chordata; Crocodylia; Alligatoridae
Gene: SLC10A2
Product: solute carrier family 10 member 2
Biological process (GO): bile acid and bile salt transport
Cellular component (GO): apical plasma membrane
Molecular function (GO): bile acid:sodium symporter activity
Source: RefSeq, a predicted model, not a curated record